AUGUUUGACGUCUUGUUUGGGUGGAGAAAAGCUUCCAAGUGCAAGAAAGUGAUCAAACUGGCACAGUGCCGGCUCAAGUUGCUGAAGAACAAGAGGCAUGUGAUAGUCAAGCAAUUACGUCAAGACACGGCUCACCUCAUCAAGACUGGCUAUCAAAACAUUGCCUUUAACCGGGCUGAGCAGCUGGUACAGGAUGAAACUGUAAUGGCAGCAUACGACUUGCUGGACCGUUUCUGCGAAUUCAUCCUCAACAACUUUUCGUGUAUCCGAAGACGCAAGGAAUGCCCAAACGAUAUAAGUGAAGCAGUUUCAAGUCUUAUAUUUGCCUCUGCAAGAUGCGGGGACCUACCUGAACUCAGGGUGAUCAGGAAGCUCUUCGAAGAUCGCUAUGGCAAGAAGUUUGCCAUGGCUGCUGUCGAAUUGUUCCCCGGGAAUCUUGUGAACCUUCAGGUGAUGGAGACACUAUCAAUGAAGCCAGUAACAGAUGAGAUGAAGCAUAAAACGGUCAAUGAAAUCACUCAAGACUACUGUCUCCAAAAACCAGAGGUUUUAGCGCUUGAAUUCUAUCCCGAAUGGCAACAAGAAGAACCGGUAAAAGAAAGCAGUGAGCCCAAAGUACCGGCGAAAGAUGUUCAAACAUCAAAUGCUGAGAUAGAAGCACAAAUCAUACUUGUUGAUUCAUCACCAAGUAGGACUAACUUAUUGACUGAACCAUCAUCAGGUAGUGCUUCUGAUGUUUCUUCUGCCGUUCAGCAAGCUUUGCCAAAUGUUUCGAAAUCUACAUUUCAGAAUAAGGCAGAGAAAGUAGAGAAUUCAGUUGAAGCAGAUUCUCGAAAAACGUCUAGUCUAGGCAAUGAAGAAAGUAAGAGGAUCGUCAUCAAGGCCGAUACUUAUGAAGCUGAAACUGCUUUUGAAAGCAAAGAGGAGAGAAGUAUUGGAGCUUCUUCUUCAGAAAACUUGCCAAGAUUUUGCGAGGAGACGGUGGUUUAUCUGGAUGACAUAGAGGAGUAUCAGUCUUCCACUGUGAAAAAUAAAGAUUUUCAGGACCAAAGAUUCUUCAAGUUCAAGUCUUUAACUGUGUCGAAGAGGGUGAAUCUUCGAAACAGUUGUGAUCGAAGUUAUUGGGACAGACAUGAAUUGGGGACCGAAAAAGCGAGCUCAAAAGGUUCUCAGAGGAAUUGCAUUGUGUCUAGGAAAAGAUCAAGGAGAAGGUUGGUGUAUGACGAAAACCAAAGUAUAAAAGAUGUUGAAUGUGCUAGCUAUUAUGGUCAGCCACACAAGAGCACUUUCAAUCACAAGCAUAGAUCUUAUCACAAAAGAAAGCAACAAAACAAGAUGCUGGCAGAGGAAGGUGAAGAAAGAUCAUCAUAUGACGCUGAGGUGAGGCAAAAACAAUUUCGCAGCAGGGAAAUCACGGUUACCCCUUUAACAAGUAACCGCAGAUAUUAUCCAAAGAGACCGUGCUGCAGAUGCUGCUGCAACCAUGAAAGUCCAUGCUAUUUUUCGAGCGAUGAAGAUGGCGAUGAUUGUGAAGUCUCGUCACGGAAACAAAAGAAUUUGGCCAGUAGGCAUUGCAAAGACCAAAUGAUUUGGAUUGGGGAGUCGAAUAAAGAAACGAAACGGGUUGCAAUGCCUCCAAAACCAAGGAGAAGAAGCUAUGACAAUGGAGCUAUGGUGUAUGAUGUUUUCACCUAUCCCGAACACCGAAUUCAUAAACAAAACAACGAAUUGAAAGGGGCGGUGGAGGAGCUUGGCUUGCAAGGCGGUCGUGCCUCGUUUGACUAUUGCAGCACAAAGAAAGACACAGAAGGUCCUCCUUAUUUGAGGACAGUGACAAUGCCUCUGGAAAGGUCCAAGGAUAGUACCAAAGAUGACUUUCAGAGAUCAAAUUCGUGCCCGGUUCCAUAUCCGAACCAUGUCCAUCCCAAGUUGCCCGACUGCGAUGACUUAACAGCUAGAUUCAUGGCUCUCAAGAAGGAGAACAUGUUGAACAAAUUCCAUUGUCGAAAGCAGUAA
Molecule: messenger RNA, 2016 nt
Organism: Morus notabilis
Lineage: Eukaryota; Viridiplantae; Streptophyta; Magnoliopsida; Rosales; Moraceae
Exons: 6
Coding region: 1-2016 (671 amino acids)
Biological process (GO): protein transport
Source: RefSeq, a predicted model, not a curated record